Molecule: messenger RNA, 2230 nt
Organism: Oryza sativa Japonica Group (Japanese rice)
Lineage: Eukaryota; Viridiplantae; Streptophyta; Magnoliopsida; Poales; Poaceae
Source: RefSeq, a predicted model, not a curated record
CUCGCCAUUCGCGACAGGCCGCCGCCGUCGCCUCCUCCUCUCCUGCCUCGCCUCGAUGGCCUCCGCCCCAGCUGCCGCCCGACUUGCCGAGAAGAGUGAGAGAGAGAGGAGGAAGAGAGAGGGUGCUGACGUGGCCACGCGGACCUACGUGGGUCCCACGCUGACUCAGCCAUCACAUAGGACGAAACCGGGUUCGAAACCAUCAAAGAACAUAAAGUGAAUGGUUUUUGUAAGUUGAGGGAUGGCUCUAUAUCUGGUUUUGUGGUUGGAUGAUGAUUUUGUAACUCAGAUGACAAGUUGAGGUGCCUUCGGUGUACCUUUUCCAAAAUCUUGUGCUAGUAAAUGGGCCAAAAGGGUAUUCGUAACAGGACGGCCCGGCCCAUAUGCAGGAAGAGGAAUCGUCUUGAUGUCUCCUCAGUCCUCAACCUAAGGAUACAUUUCCCCGUCUCCUCGAGACCUUCGACUGCGGCCCCAAGCGCCGCCGAUCCCCAUCCCAUCCCAUCCAUCCCGCCUUCGCCGCGCCGGAGGCCGCUGGUGUUCGUCCACCUAUUCCCGCCGUAUCGCAUCCAUUUCUGUAGAGCAUUGCCUGUGGGGGACAAAAGUUUCUUUUUUGUUUAAGGUAUUCGGAAUCAAAUCAGUCUCCGGUUCGUAAACGGAUUAGCGAUACAAAAAGAGUGAAGGGAGGGAGGGGCAGAUCCAGAUCGAGAGGAAGCAAAUGUCAUCAGAAAUAAUAAUGUCGUCCAAGAGGCUAUGCAGAGAGUCAGAUGACGAAGACGAACGCCAUUGCAGCAGCAGCACGAACACGAAGAAGAGGGCGUGCAGAGAGUCAGAGGAGGAAGACGAACGCCAUUGCAGCAGCAACAGCAGUACGAAGAAGAAGAGCCUGAAGCUGGGUUUGGUUCCCUUCAGCUCUCACAACCACAACCACAAGCAGCGGCACCUGUACCUGGUGCUGGACGACUGGGAGGCAGGAUACAGCAUCCACAAGGUUGUCGACGACGACUUCGGCGCCCGCCCUGCCGCCGCCGCCGCCAAGCACAACCCGCUCAUCCGCAUCCAGGCGCAGCACGCCUACUCAAGGUUCUUCGCUGCCCACGGCACCAAGAUCAUUGCCAUGCAUCCCGCCAGCUUCAGCCCUGGCAUCCCUGUGUUCGACACCCGGACCCUCGAGAUGGCGGUGUACCCUCCCCCUAAGAGCAGAUCCAUCAUCUGUCCACCCGUGUAUGCCUCCGUCGGCGACAGGCUCGUCACAUUCGUCCACCAAUAUCUCGAGGUGCUGGGGCCCCAUCCACCACGCUCCGCCGCCGUCGACGACGACGAUGAGCCAGAGCCGCCACCGUGGUCCUGGACCACCGUGGAGCCACUCCCGCAAUUCCACUCCGGCCUCGUCACCGGCUACGCCUUGCACCCGGAUGGGCGCACCAUCUUCAUUUCCAUCGAGGAUUGCGUUACGUUUGGCACGCGUAAAUCCACCUUCAGCUUCGACGCGGGGCGCCUCGAGUGGACCCGCGUCGGCGACUGGAUGCUGCCGUUCGAGGGCCAAGCUCACUACGACCGUGAGCUGGACGCCUGGGUCGGGAUCUGCCGCUACGGUGAAGGAACCGGGCAUCUCUGUUGCUGCGACGUCCCUCCUUCGCCCGCCGCCGAUGCUGCUUGUACCACCACCUUGCCUGCCUGGAAGUUUUGCAAGGAGGUGAUGUUCAAGAAGGGCUUCACCGGGUACUGGGGGGCUACGCUCGUGUACAUGGGCGACAGCAGGUUCUGCCUGGUGGAUUGCCGGGUGCCUGAUGACUGUGACGUCCGCACCACCCUCCGUGUGCUCACCAUCACCUCCUUUGGUCUCAAGUAUGAUAAGGCCGGUGAACUGGUCACCACUCGGUACCGUGCUUACGCAUCGAUCUCAUACCAGAUUGCUGGCAAAUUUAAGAGACUCGAGGAUCCUAUAGCAUUCUGGAUGUAAUUUAUUUAUGAUCAUGCAAAACUAGUUAGUAGUAUCAGGUGUUAUUGUCCUACUCAGUUUUAUUAUAUAUAUAUGUGAGCAUGCAAUUUUGGCAUAACCUGUUUUAUAUAUGGUCGCCUUGUCAAUUUGGUCCAUCUUUGUCAGCACUGUGUUUUGCUGUAAACUGCUUUUCCCUCUUGUAGCACAAUGCUUAAAAAACUGGGGGAAAUGAAUCCCUAUAACUUUACAAAGUGAGUUAUGUCUGAUGCCUAAUCAGUACAUUUUGCCCAA